ACAAUCCCAAAAGUGUUAAUGGAAAAAACCCGGAGAGAAGUGGAGAUCGGAGACCGUCUCCUGCUCCCCCCCUUCCCCGUCCCUCUCCUCGUGGGUGAGAGUUUCUCCUCCUGGGGGGGAUGCACAUUGGUUUAUUUAUUUUGAAGGCUGCAAAAGUCUGAGGAUUGAAGCACCACGUGCUGCUGACUCUCAUCAGCAUAAUGAUCGCCUUAGCCAGAGAGUCCUGUAUAUAUAAACCACAAAAACCUAAUCAUUAGAAAUCCCAGCCUCCAAAAACCACAUUCAGGACAAAAAAACUGUGGCGUGGGUUUGUUAUUUUUUUUUCCGGCUCCUUCAUCUUCCCCGACCUCAACUUCUUGGGACCCAAAAGAAGUUUGUAACUUUUGGUUGCUUUUUUUCAUAAUUAUUAUUUUUAACCCGAUUUUCCAGAAAGAAAAAAAAAACUCAAAGAAAGCGACAUUUUAAUGUUUUUUGUUUUUUGGUGUUUUUUUGGGGUUUUUUUGCUGCUGUUGUUCAUCAAGGGCGGAAAAAAAAAAAAAAAACCAAGAUUUUUGUUCGCCUAUUCAACUCAACGGACUUGGAUCCAGCAGCGACUUCAUGUGAAGGACCGGGCUGCACCGAGGCUGCCUUUUCCUAGAAUUUGCUUUGUCAUAUUUUAGAAAUCAGCCUAAGGAAGGGUGUUUAAUUGUUGUGUUGAUUGUUUUUUUUUUUUUUUCUCAGCUAUGAUCCCCGCUUCUUUUUCCCUGAGAAUCCGAAAGUUCAAAUUUUUUUAGGUCCUGAUCCUCCGAAAGGAACUAGCUAAAAAGUCUCUUUUAAUUAUCAGCCCUGUGACUUUCCUCUUCACCCCAACAAGCCCAGUAACUUGGUUUCCCCGCCGAAAUCGCUUCUGGAGCGCCUUUUUUUUGGAGGGGGGGAGCCACUCUUCUCAAGCCCCUUCCCGAGCUCCCGCUUCCUGAAGCCAAAGGCAAUAAGCGGGGGAACCCAGCGGCUCCUCGCCUCUGUCCCAGCGAGGCUUUUUGUUUGCUCCCUUUUUUUUUUUUCUUUUUUUUUUUUUUUUUCUCCUGCGUGUGUGUCCGGAGGAGGAAGAUUUCUUCGGAGGAAACCGGGACGUUCCCCUGAACCCCCCCUCUCCUCUCCGCUCCUCUCCGGGGCUGAGUUACGCUACGAUUCUGGCGGCCAGCAGCAGCAGCAGCCCAGGAAGCUGAACCAGCAGCGAGUUUUACUUCUCCCAAGACAAUUUUUGGAAAAUCCGAAAAGGAAAAGAAGACGUGGAGGGAGGGGAAGAAAAAAAGGAAGAAACUCGAGCACUUGAGGGAAGAAGCGGUGGCAAGAAGGAGGGAAAAGAGCAGAGAGACUGUGCGAGAAGGAAGGAAGGAAGGAGGAGGAGAAGCGGCAGCGCUUUGCAGCUGGGCAGAAGCCGGGACCAUGCAGUUUCCAGCCGGGCUGUGCUGAGAGGGGCAGCCCCGGACCCACCGCCAGCCUCUGCCUCCUUGCUGCUCCAGUCUGCAGGCGCCCCCAGACCGGCAUCACCCCUCGCCCCGUCCAUCUCUCUUUUGAAAAAAAAAAAAAAAAAAAAAAAAAACCAAACCAAAACAAACCAAAAACAGACUGAGAUUUUUUUUUCCUCGUGCGUUUAAUCCGCUCCUUUUUUUUUUAAUUUUUUUGUCUGAUUUGCUUUUUUUGCCCCUCAUCCUCACCGCUCCACUUUUUCAUUCACCCCUUUUUUCGCUAGAUAUAUUUUUUUUUACAACCCCCACCCCCCACUACACGCCUCCUCUACCAGCGAUCCCCCUACCGCUCCCCCCCCCCGCCCCCCAAUUCGCUAACUUGUGGCUGUUGUGAUGCGUAUUCCCGUAGAUCCCAGCACCAGCCGGAGGUUCAGCCCCCCCUCCAGCAGCCUGCAGCCCGGCAAGAUGAGCGAGGUCAGCCCGGUGGUGGUAGCCCAGCAGCAGCAGCAGCAGCAGCAACAGGACGCGGCGGCCGCCGUGCCCCGGCUGCGCCCCCACGAUAACCGCACCAUGGUGGAGAUCAUCGCUGACCACCCCGCCGAGCUGGUCCGUACCGACAGCCCCAACUUCCUCUGCUCCGUCCUGCCCUCGCACUGGCGUUGCAACAAGACCCUCCCGGUGGCGUUCAAGGUGGUGGCCUUAGGAGAAGUGCCCGAUGGGACGGUGGUGACCGUCAUGGCAGGAAACGACGAGAACUAUUCUGCAGAGCUGCGAAACGCUUCUGCUGUGAUGAAGAACCAGGUGGCCAGAUUUAAUGACUUACGAUUUGUGGGCAGAAGUGGAAGAGGGAAGAGCUUUACUUUGACAAUAACUGUCCUGACAAAUCCCCCCCAAGUCGCUACAUACCACAGAGCUAUAAAGGUUACAGUGGAUGGGCCAAGAGAACCAAGAAGGCACAGACAGAAGCUUGAUGACUCUAAGCCUAGUUUGUUCUCUGAGCGCCUCAGUGAUUUAGGGCGCAUUCCUCAUCCCAGUAUGAGAGUAGGGGUCCCGACCCAGAGCCCACGGCCCUCUCUGAACUCUGCACCAAGUCCUUUUAAUCCACAAGGACAGAGUCAGAUUACAGACCCCAGGCAGGCGCAGUCAUCCCCGCCAUGGUCCUAUGACCAGUCUUACCCAUCCUACUUGAGCCAGAUGACUUCACCGUCCAUUCACUCCACAACUCCCCUGUCCUCCACUCGAGGCACGGGACUUCCAGCCAUUACCGAUGUGCCCAGACGCCUCUCAGGUGCUUCAGAGCUGGGCCCAUUUUCAGAUCCCAGGCAGUUCACAAGCAUUUCAUCCCUCACUGAGAGCCGCUUCUCCAACCCACGAAUGCACUAUCCAGCCACCUUUACCUAUACACCGCCAGUCACCUCAGGCAUGUCACUGGAGUUUUGUAAUAACUAGUGAGUACUUUUGCCAACAAGGAGAGAACGGACUCCCCGGCUAUCAGGAGAAACAUGGUGAUGCAAGGCAAAGGCUGCAUUCCUUUUUAUUUUAAUAGAAAACCAAAACUAACCAUGAACUCCAGAUACAGUUGCAAUCAUACAACGUAUGGGACCCUCUCCACACCUGUAGUGCAAUUCACCUGGUUUGUAUUGGUGCACAUAAAAAGGAAAGCAAAGAGCAAGUUGCUUCCAUUUUGCUAUGAUCCAUUCAGACGAAAACAGCUGUCCCAAAAAACUCUGUCCGAGCCUUGCUGCGGAUAACAGUUGGAAUUUCUGUGUUCAUUGCUUUCUUGGUUUGUUUUUGGGUACUUAAAGAGAAUGAGUUUUCAAGUUAGGUGAGCCAACCCCGGGGUUUCCUUUUUGCUUUUGUAUCCGGUCGUUUUGCCUUCGAUUAGCCAAAAACCAAAAAUAAUAACCAAAACCUUGAAAAACAAAAAAACAAAAUGUUGUUACUUAUGCAAAAUAUGAGAAUGGCAAUAUAUAUUACUAGAGCCAAAAUGGUAUACAUAGUAUUUGUGUUCGGCUAUGUUCUUUUUUAUUUUUUUUUUAAAUUAUAAAUGUGUAAAAUUUGAGGUUGUUUGCUAACAUGAAUCAUCAUUUAAGUUUAAAAGAAUAUUUAUAAUUAUUUAAUGACAUUUGGACCCUUUAAACGUUUCUUAAUGUAAUGAUAUAUUGACUUCGGUCUCUAAAAGUGUUUUUUGUUUCGUUUAGUUUUUUUUUUAUUACAUUUCUGCAAUAGUGUAAACCUCAGACCUUUACCCAACUCUGAAAAGCAGUUCCAGUGUGAACCAGUUUACAAUGUGACUUAAAAACAACAAACCCAACCUAAAUGCAUCCACAUCAAAUGAUUUUGGAUGUAGGAUCUUUUUAUAUUACUUAUGAAGGAAAUAUUGUGUUUAAAAUAUUUUUAUUAGCUGUCUGGUUGCCUUCAACACAGUCUUGCCUUUUAAUCAGUAGUUGUGGAGACACUGGAAAAAUGGUAGGAAGGAUGAAAUAUUUUCCACCCUUCCCCUAAUUUCUUCUUCUCCAAGGAUUUUUUCUCAGAACUUCAAAAUUUGAAAAGAUUCAUAUUUAAAAUGGUCUAUUUUGACAGCAUAAUUUGGAUUUCAACAGGGUUUUUUUUUUCCCAAAGAAAAAUCAAAACCGUUUCAAAGCCCUUAUUUUGCAAAUUAUGAAUUGUUAAAUAUCUCAGAAGUGGGAUUAAGGGAGAAAUGGUGAAACAUUUUCCCCUCCCCUUGCAAUUUCAGCCCACUUGGUGGAAUUAAAAGGUUUCAAACUUGAGACAGAAACUGCCUGGUAGCGAGUCACCACCCGUUAGCAUUAAAUGCGGGAGAGGUGCAGAUGCUGUGGUGGCUCCGAAGCUGAUGUGGCUGUUGCCGUGUUAGAGGGACGAGCACAAGGGCAGCAAUACUCACCUCUGCCCACACAGAAGACACAAACUCACCUUCAAAGCCACCCUGGGGCUCCCAGGGGCGGUACAAGCAGCACCCAAACCCCAACCUGUCUGUGGCCAAACUACCCCGCAGAGAGGCCACAGUUUUGCCCAGCCCAGGGCUGCCAUGGCUUGCAGGGAGGUGACAUGGCAUUGGCUGGACGUGGUGGGAGCUGAGUCAGCCUCCCCACGCUCUCCCCAGGCAGGUGUUAAGCCUGGCUUAGUGGGAUGUUCAGCAAGUGCCAGUGGGCUGGGCUUAAGCUCCCUCCUUCCACUGCCUCAGUCACCGCUGCCCACAGCCUCCUCCAAGCUGCUCCUUGGGUGAUCUUUGGCUACCUCCAAAGUAUGGCAGCACAUCAACGUUGGGCACAGCCACACAGAGCCGGACACCACCGCCACUGCUCGUUAGCAGCGAAGCUGUUAACGAGCUGCCAUUAGCAUGGUACAGCCCUCCAAUCUGCGUGAUGACGUGCUCUUAAAAAUAAUAAAUUAAUAAAGUCUUUGCCUUCUAAAGGUUGUAUACCAAGUAUGCUUAAAGUAUAAGUAAGACACUUUGUUUUUCUUCUAAUACUUAGUUUUCCUUCAAAGAUGGAAGCUGUAAUUGAUUCUAUUUAUUGUUGGUUUGUGGUAGCUUGAAGCAUACCACCGUCCAUUUAUUUGUAACUGUAAAGUAACGUUUGUUAGUCUCAGCAGCACUUAAAAAAAACAGUGUCUGGUUACACAUUUCAGUUUUGUUUUUUGUUUAGUAAGCAAGAGAAAAAGAGAUGUACUGCCAGUGCAAGCUGUUUCCUAUUUAAUAAAAGGUACUAUAUUUGUACAUUAUUUGUUAUUGCUGAGAAGGGCUUUUUAAGGUUUACUGUAUGCAUAUUAAGUAAUUUUUAGGGUGCUUUUGUGUCGAAAUGUUGUUAAGAGUGGCUGCAGGCAGCAACCCAGAUUUUCUUUUUUUUUUUCCUUAAGACUUUGUUGUAAAAUUCAAGCACUUGGUUUUUGUUUCUGGAUAAAUCCAGCACAGACCAGACUUUUGUUUUGCCCAAUACCAACAGGACUCUGUUUGUGUCCCCGUGGUUUUUCAACUGGACCUUUAGGGACAAACGUUGAAAACGCUCUCUCCUCCCAUUCAAGGCACGCAUGCCUGAUCAAGUAGAUCAGUGCCCUAGUCUGACCUGGCUCUGACUGCUUGAGAUAGGAAGGAAAGGAUUUUCUAAGCACCUGUGGACAGAGGAGCACCAGCCCCUUGACUUUCAGGAGAUCCCCAAGCUCCUGGACCCUCCUGGUGCCUUUGGAAAAUCUGUCCCAGUACAUCAGGCUGGUCGUGGAGGGAGUCGUACAAGCUCUGAUGAGGCAGAGACGCUCAUCAGAGCUUUCAGAAAAUGCUUUCAAGUUCACUUGGAAAUGCUCUUGAAUCAGAUUUUCAGACCCAACCAGUGCUAUGUAGUGAAUCAUAUCAAUUUAUCUGAGCUUUCGUGAGGUGCUUGGCAUCACAGAACAGAGUUUUCUCAAAGGUACGACAGCCCUUCCCUUCGGGCAGGGGCAAUCUUUGGCACCCGUCAUAGACUUAAAGAAAAAAAAUUGCCUUUUUUUACCUUCCAGCUUCUUAUCCUACCAAAGACUUACUUACAGCACAACAGGCACAAUGUCCCUUUUGCUGAACGAAGGAUUAAAUCCUUCUCUCCCUCCCUCUAAGGGUAACCAGAUUGGGUGCAGUGGGUAGGGACAGAAGAGUAAAGGAAAUUAUUUAUCCAACAGCAUAAUUCAUGUGGUGUUUAUCGUUUCCUUUAAAAGCCCAGCUGCUGCGUCUUUCUUAGCAUUGAACCUUUGUUGCCAGCAGUCCCCUGAGCAAAGAUUUACCAUUUUCCACAGGUACCAUCAGGAGUGGGGAGAAUUUUUGCACUUUCACCCUAAGCAAAGCAAGGCUCAGUCCCAUGCUGGGCUGCAGCAGCAGCAAGCCAUGAGCAAAAGCAAUAAUUAAACCUGGAUCAGCCAUGAGCUCAAAGAAGUCCCAUUCUCUGCCCCCCUGAAUUUCUUGUUGUUUUUAAAUAGAAUGCAUUUCAGUUUAACAUUUUCUGAGACUUUUUUUAGAUGUUUGUUUACUUCCAUGUUUACAGAUAACUCUUUGCUUUUUUUUUAAUGCAGUACUUUUAAGUAUAUCAGCCAAAACCAUACUUUUACAGUAACUUUAGGUAAUAUGAGUGACAUUCCAAUUUUUUUUGUUGUUAAAUAUGCUUUACCAAUCUUGAAUUUCCGCUGGAACAAAAUAUUUGUAGCAUUUUGUGUAAAUACAAGCUUUAAUUUUUUAUUUUUUCAAAUGCUGUCACCCAAGAUUUGCUUUUCAUGCACAUAUUGUACAAACACUCUGCUUUAUGCCACAGACGAUGAUUGUGGAUCAGUUUACUUCAACUUCAAAGGGACUAUUUGUAUUGUAUGUUGCAACUGUAAAUUGAAUUGUUUGGCAUUUUCUCAUGAUUGUAAUAUUAAUUUGAAGUUUUAAUUUCAUUUUCAAUAAAAUGGCUUUUUUUUUUUUUGUUAA
Haemorhous mexicanus (house finch) is the source of this 6897-nucleotide messenger RNA. RefSeq names its product RUNX family transcription factor 2 (gene RUNX2). Gene Ontology annotation, molecular function: RNA polymerase II cis-regulatory region sequence-specific DNA binding; DNA-binding transcription factor activity, RNA polymerase II-specific; ATP binding. Gene Ontology annotation, biological process: neuron differentiation; regulation of cell differentiation; hemopoiesis. NCBI's taxonomy places the organism in Eukaryota, Metazoa, Chordata, Aves, Passeriformes, Fringillidae. The transcript is spliced from 7 exons. Gene Ontology annotation, cellular component: nucleus. The record is from RefSeq and is a predicted model, not a curated record. Bases 1842 to 2897 code for a protein of 351 amino acids.